Ictalurus punctatus (channel catfish) is the source of this 1845-nucleotide messenger RNA. RefSeq names its product cytohesin-interacting protein. The coding region runs from base 189 to 707 and encodes 172 amino acids. Gene Ontology annotation, molecular function: protein binding. The transcript is spliced from 8 exons. The record is from RefSeq and is a predicted model, not a curated record. NCBI's taxonomy places the organism in Eukaryota, Metazoa, Chordata, Actinopteri, Siluriformes, Ictaluridae.
UUGUUUCACUUCUGUUCAAUGUGAAUACAGAGUCGUGCUUUACGGUAAAUAGAAUUGAUGCUCAAGCUGAAGUGAAAGUCCCGCGGGGGUUUUAGUGCAGUCAUGUGACUUCUGCUCCUCGAGUAUCAAAGCAGCCACACGGCAGAUUGAGAGACAGAAGCAGACAGAGGAGAAGAGAGAGAGAGAGGAUGACAAUGAGCUCAGUGAUGUUAAUCAAAAAACUGCUGAGGAAAAGCAGUCGAGCAGGGUGUGUGGCCAGAGAGGGACAAAGAUCUACAGCAAUGAUGACUCAGAUAAAACACAAGACACACUACUCUGAAAGGCAAAAUGUGUCAAUAUCAAAGAAAGACAACGAGGCAUUUGGAUUUAAUAUAAGGACCUAUGAGAAAAACACUACUGACGCUGAGCUGUUCACAUGUGUGUGCUCAGUUAAGGAGAACAGUCCUGCAGAGAACGCAGGUUUAAGGACAGGUGACAUCAUUAUUAGUGUCAACAGCAUUUGUGUAGAAGGUUUGCAACAUGAGCAAAUUGUUGACCUCGUUCAGAAAGGCUCCUGCUUACUAAAGAUGGAGGUUGUGAGGGGAACCUCAGUGAAACAAAAGGAACUACAAAUGAAAUUGGAGCAUUUACAGAGGCAUCUCAGAGAGAAGAGGGCGGAGCUGCAGAUGCUUAUCACGCAGGAAGAGCGUCUGAGAGGAGGUUCGUAACCGCAGGUGAGCUACGCUGCACACAGCCUCGGUCCUGCCUCGCCUCGGAGAAUUCAACGCUCUCUUCCUGUCUUGUUCUUCAAACCUAGAACCCUAAGAGGACAUUAUCCCUCUGAAGCAUGUGCCUCGGGACUGUGAUCUCUUGCUUGUGGUCUCUGUGCUGGAGUACAGAGUACAGAGUACUAACAUGCAGUCAGACUGGAGCUUUAAAAGCUGCACUAUUUUCAGGGCUGCUGUCAUAGAAAACUAAUCAACACCUUCUGACCAGUCAUAUUUGAGCGUUCAGCAGCGCUGUGGUAUAAUAUACUGUAUUACAUUACAAGGCAGUAUUUUCAUAUCUUUUCGUAUCUCAGAAAACCUGCAAAACAAUGGCUUUAUAUUUUGAACUAUUAUUUAACUUAUUGAACUAGUUUACUAUUUUACUAUAAAUAAAUACGUUGUGUUUUUUUUCGUGUUUAAUUGUAUUUAUAUACUUCUAUUUAUACAUUUAUUUAUGUGUAAGACAUUCAUACUGUACAUAAGAGUUGUAAAUAAACGUAUGACAUGUUUCGGUAGCAGCCUUUCGUGUUAUUUUCAUAUUUAUCACAAAUCAACAAUCUUUUCUUGCCCUGUUAGCAUUCAUGCAACGUCUGUGGCUUGUCGAUUUUAUCGCACUUGCCAAGCUUGUGUGUCUGAGAAUCAUCCCACGAUCACAAAAGUAAGCAAGAAACAGUUUCAUUAACUCCUACGUGCUCACAUGCUGGCAUUUUGCACUCGAUUUUAUAAUCGAUUAAAGCAUGCACAUGUUUAAAAAAAAGAAAAAAAAAAGAAAGAAAUUCCACUUCAUGGUUUGGUGUUUUUAAAUAACUUCGAAAUCCGUCAUUAUAGUUAUGGAUGUAAACGGACAUUUCGUGACUGGAUAUGACAUCUCUAUGACAGUCAGUUUUAUGACUUGUUCAAUGAAGUGAAAUUCAGGACUUGUACCUGAGGAAACCAAUUUACUUCAAUAUAAUAAUAAUAAUAAAUGAAAUGAUUAAUGUGCAUGGAUUAGAAUUGUAUUCAUCCACAGUUUAGAGCAAAAGUUUGCAUCUCCAUAUUUAAAUCUAAUAUUAAUAUUGUCUGAUAGCAAGUACAGUAUGGGGGUUUAGUGUUUUGCGGU